CCAUGUAGCUCUGAGGAGGCGGUAGUGGCGGCUCACGGGCAGCCCAGGGCCUAGUGAAAGGGGCCGGGCUGGCGCGGGCAGAGGGGGUCCCGUCGCCAUGGAGGGGAUGGACGUGGACCUGGACGCCGAGCUGAUGCAGAAGUUCAGCUGCCUGGGAACCACCGACAAGGACGUGCUCAUUGGCGAGUUCCAGCGGCUUCUCGGCUUCCAGCUCAGCCCGGCCGGCUGCGCCUUCUUCCUGGACAUGACGAACUGGAACCUGCAGGCAGCCAUUGGAGCCUACUAUGAUUUUGAGAGUCCAAACAUCAAUGUGCCCUCCAUGUCCUUUGUAGAAGAUGUGACCAUAGGAGAAGGAGAAUCCAUCCCUCCUGAUACCCAGUUUACAAAAACUUGGAGGAUACAAAAUACAGGGACAGAAGCAUGGCCUCCAGGUGUUUGUCUUAAGUACGUCGGGGGAGACCAGUUUGGUCAUGUGAACAUGGUGAUGGUCCGAUCGUUGGAGCCCCAGGAGAUUGCAGAUGUCAGCGUUCAGAUGUGCAGCCCCAGUACUGCGGGAAUGUAUCAAGGACAGUGGCGAAUGUGCACUGCCACAGGACUCUAUUAUGGAGACAUCAUCUGGGUGAUCCUCAGUGUGGAAGUUGGAGGACUUUUAGGAGUAACGCAGCAGCUGUCAUCAUUUGAAACAGAGUUCAACACACAACCACAUCGCAAGGUAGAAGGAAACUUUAACCCGUUCGCAUCUCCGCAGAAGAACAGGCAACCAGAUGAAAACAACUUAAAAGACCCUGGGGGUUCCGAGCUAGACACAAUCAGCAAAAACACGUGGGGGCCUGCUCCUGACCAAAUUGAACAAGAUCAGACUGAACUGUCACAAAACUCUGUAAAUCUCUCCCCCAGCAGUCACUCGAACAACUUAUCAGUAGUGACAUACAGUAAGGGUUUUCAUGGUCCUUAUCCCUUUGGACAGUCUUAAAAACAAAAACGGGUAUCGUCAAGAAGAAAAUUUGACAAAGGACGAACUUGGGAGGGAAGGGGAGUUCUUGUGGCUUAUAGAAGAUAUAGCAUGAAUCCCCUUCUUGGUCUCCAUAUCCUGGGAUAAGAAGAAAACAGACAAUAACUUAAGACUAGUUGUUUCCAGAAAAACAAAACAAAAAAAAACUAAAGUAUGCAUGUGUGAAUGCUGAAUUUCAGGAGUGCUGUUCAGUGCUAUGAGAGAGAAAAAUACACCAAUGUUUUGUUUAGAAGUCAUUGUCACAGUUAAUUAGGUAGCCUAAAAGAAAUUUUUUAAAAAAGAUUAAAAUGGAAAAGCCAUCUCUUUUUAAAAAGAAAAAUUAUUUUGCCUACAGAGCGGUUGUAGUCUGAGCAAAUGUUAUUUUUUUGUUUCAUGUUCAUAACUUUUUAAAAAGGGACAGCGUGCAUUUUUGUGGAGAUGUGCUUGCUAUGAAAUGGAAGCUUGCUUAGCAUUUUCUUGGUUAGUACAGCUGCUAUUUGUAUGUCAGUUGGUAUUAAUUUCUAGCUUUAUCAGUAUCCAGACCCAUGAAUUUUAACAUCUUUUUUAUUUUAGUUAUUUGCCUUUUAAUCUGCUGUUGGCACCAUUCUUCUUGGUAUGAUGUGCAUUAGUCACCCGCUAGCUCUUUUCUAUUUGAUAAAGUUGCUCAGAUCCAGUAUUGCCAUUCGUGGAUGGGGCGAGAAGGUGGAAAAGACAAGAAGACUGAAAUGAUGGAGGUUUGUCUUGUGCUUUGAAACAUGCACAUGCUCUUACUAGAUUUCCAAAGUUUACCCUGAAUGGUUAGCAUACUGAAAUAUUCCCAUGUUCAUUAAUGUACAGUAACUGUCUUUGAGACAGCUAUGCAUGUAUGUGUCAAGUUUGUGCCAAGAAGAAAUUUGGUUUCUAGAGUGGUAGAGCACCAGUUAUUAAAUUUUCAUGACACUUCUAGGUGUAAACUUCACAUCUUCCUUUUUAUAUUAGGGUAACCAGUUUGAUUCUUCAGGGAUAAAGAUACAUGCUUUGUUGACAAAGUCUAAAUUGCUUUGAACAUAUAGGAGAAAGAAUCAUCAGCUGCUACUCACAGUAAUUUCUUCAGUUUAUUAGCUUCUCUGAACUUUUAGUUUUCUAGACUGGGGUGUGUGUGUGUGUGUGUAUCAAGGGGGUGGAGCUGUUUAAUCAUAACUGUGUGCAGCCCAUGAAGAAUGAUAGCCAUAUAUAACUGAGGCCAAGCUGUCCAGUUCCAUAGGGAGAAGUAUCAAAGGAUGGUCUCUUGAAAUUCUUGGGUUUUGCAUCAGUGUAAGACUUUGAAAGAAGAGGAGAGUAGGAGGGGGGCUCUGUCUAAUUCAGAAACUUGAACUAGGCCACAGCAGCCAUCUGCCAAAGAUAGAAUAAUAUGCAAUGCCCUCUUCCUUUCAUCUCACUCAAAAGACCAAGCUGCCUACUCUAUUUGAAAGAGAAUGGAUGUGUGAAUGUGUACUGAUGGGUGUAAUGCAGAACACGGUAGGUCCCAAAGAAACAUACUCCAAGCUAUUGUUCUGUCAGCUGGCAUAAAGGGCCUUUAAAAUGCUCCACAAUUCUGCUUCCAACCAGAACUUAUGGAUAGCACCUGCAGAGUCAGUUCUGGCUGGAAUCCUAGGAGGCAGGAAUUUAGGUAUUCAGUCUUCUAGGGCCAGUUGAGCAUCUUACUUGGUGUUUGUUCUUUUCAAGAACAUGUAUAACUUAAUUUUUCUUGCAACCUAUCUAAUUGAAGCACAUAUCAACAUAGCCGUGAACACUGGGAGACGUUAUUGCAAAGAGCAAAAUUUGAGAGGGGUAAAUCAUGGGAGCAUAGGAACUAGGAUAUAUAUUUUCCUUUACUCCUUGACCCUUUCCUCAGCAUGGCCUUCCAAAUAAUGUAUCAAAUCACCUUGACCAAUGUUUUCUCCAAAUGCAAAAUAGGGUAUAUAAACUGAUUAUGUACAGCAUUAGUUAUGAUUAUUGGUUUUAAUUCAUUUUAUUCCCCCCCCCUUUGCUCUGGUAAAACGCCUUUAUUGAUAUGCAAGUAAAAGAUAAAAUGGAUGAGGUGUGUGUGUGUGCGCGCGCAUGUGUCUGGUAGCAACAUUGGAAGUCUUACAGUGGUGACAACUGGCAAAUAGCAAGCCAAGUCCUACCAAAUCAAGUCAAAAUGGCUUCAGUUUUCUCUUUAGAAAAAGACCAGUUAUUAGUAGACUUAUCUAACAUGUCAGCUGUUAUUGUGGAGACCAUAUUGUUUUUUCCACUAUGCAGGGGGAAAGUUGAUAUUUACUGCCUACUGUUCUCUUACAGCAUGUAGGGUUGCCCAUUCUCUGCAGUCAUCUCAAAUGCUGUCUCCUCUUUUGAGUCCAAGUGACUCUUGUCAAAGAAACAGUCACUCCAUUGAAGGUGAAAGCUGGAUCCCAUCUUCAGCUGGGUUGUAGUAAACAGUUAUCCUCUAAUUGUCACUAAUUCCUGAAAUCUUUUGGGGGAUAAACAUUGUUUUUCCUUUUCGGGAUGAUCUUUGUAUAAGUAGUUAUAAAGGGCUCAUACCUGUUUGCAAGUAGAGUAGGGUGAUAAUUCUUGCAGUGACUACAACAGGAGGAUAUUUAAAUUGCUCACUUUGUCUCUGAUUUCUUUUCAGAUAUUCUUCCCAUGAUUAUAAGAUCUAUUUUAGUAUUUACUGAUCCUCUUAAGACUCAGAUUUAGGUCAUUAGUUUUUAAGGCAUAUGUGAUGAUUUUGAAGCCAUAGAAAUGGCCGAUGAGAAAAUCAUGUUGGUUGCAUAGGUGUAGCACUUCCAAACUUUAACAGUUAAGGACAUCUUCAUGCCCAGGUGCAAGGGCUUGAUUUUUGGAAGCACGUAAACCUGUCUCAUAAUCAUCAGGGAAAGCUGGUGCUACCUUUUCCCUUCCCCAAUGGAUGGCCUAUGGCUUUAAUGACUGUAUGGCAAGUAGGAACUCCAUGGAUGUAGCUUUGCAGACCAUGGAGGUGCAGUAAUGGGCGAUGGCUGAACCUAUAGAAUUGUUGCAUCUCAUAUAGUUAAAGGCACAGACCCUUUGUCAGAAGUGGGUGGCAGUAUUAAGUAGCACCUAGGAUUAAAACUCUUGUUAGGCUGGGGAAAAUUGAGUAUGCUGUCAAGUUUGGAAUUGGCAUGAGUGUUUAAAUUGCCACUAGUAGGUACAUUUGAAAGCUGUGAGUGGCUCUUGGGCUGUUGUAAUUACAGAACAAACACUUCAUUAGUGAACAUGCCCCUCCUACAUGAGCUGUAGAAAAAUAGUCCUCAGACCCUGUUACCAAUGUAAUACUGCUUGGUCAUGGAGGAAGCUGAAUGCUCUUGAUUUUAGAAAUUUAGUGGCUGAUCCUUGCUCCCCCAAAUUUAUCCUGCUUUAUGUAGCAAGUGUUGUUGGCUCUGCCUCCUCGUUACCCUAGUGAUUCAUUCUGGAAAAAAUAAUGAUGGAUUCCUGAGGGGAAGAAUUAAUUUAACAAAGGGAAGUUUGAAUUUCUUAUUGAUAGUACUUGGUUUGCAAGGUUCUUUUAAAAAUGCUAACUUAACCAUAGCCCAAGCUGUUGGGUUUGACAAUAUGCUGGUAACUUCUGCAUCUGAGAAUAUGACACUAGCCUGGGAUGGACGAGCUCCCAGGCUUCUCACCGUGAAACUGAGCUGGCUUUGGCUGAAAAUAAACUAUCUCUGUUUGCGGAUGAACAUAAAGUCUGAUCUAGCAGGCUGAGCCUAUGUUGUUGCCCUUAUUUGAGGCAGGAAAAGGUGAAGGUUGUAACCUGAGGCCUCAGUGAUUUGGGAAUGUGUACUCAUCCGUCCCCCAGCUGCAGAUGAGCACAUCCUGGAUCUCUCUAGGUACAAGUAUAAUCAAAGUUCUCUGGGGCUAAGAAAUGCACGCUGUCCCAUGUCUGGGUUUCCAUUGUUUUUUCUCUUGUGUGAGUGAGUGGUUGAUUCUGCAGCCUGUCUUUAUUCUCUCUGGGGGGAGUGCAUGUGUAGAGCAGGAUGGUGUGUUGCUUCAUUGAGUCUGGGAAGAAUCCUGUAAUAGCACAUUGUGGGGGAAAACAAAGACGCUUUUUCCUUAAUGUAUAAAUGAAUAUUUGUAUGAUUAAAUUAACACAAAACAA
Molecule: messenger RNA, 5102 nt
Organism: Elgaria multicarinata webbii
Lineage: Eukaryota; Metazoa; Chordata; Lepidosauria; Squamata; Anguidae
Gene: ILRUN
Product: inflammation and lipid regulator with UBA-like and NBR1-like domains
Exons: 5
Coding region: 98-973 (291 amino acids)
Molecular function (GO): protein binding
Source: RefSeq, a predicted model, not a curated record